UCUAAAAGCUAUUUUUCAUACUUAGUCUAAACGAAAAUUAUUCCUCAGCAUGAAGUGAAAGUUAUCUGAAUCAUUUAUAUAAGAUCCAGCUACAGUGCUUAAGGCAGUACUUGAAGAAAUUCAAAUCGAGUUUGCUUAAGAAGCGUCCAGUGCAUUGAAAACAUGAACACUUUCAUUUUUAUCCUGAGCGCCAUGUGCUUUGCAGUUGCUGCUACUACCGCCACAUUUUCCGAUUUCGACAAGAGCUUCGAUCGAAACUCCACGGUAGAUGCGCAGAAUUCAACAGAAUUCCAAUCUUAUCCUGAAGUCGUACGUCCUAACUCAACAGUUCGUUCCUCGAAGAUGUUACCUUCAGUUCAAAGAAAUGCGAGUGAAAUCGAGGCUGUAAGGGCAGCUGCUAAAAAGGAUUUUGAAACUGGACAGGAUGCCAAAUACAUUCCUCCAAUUACUGAAGUGGAAUGCCAUGUUGAGUACCAAAUAACCCAGCGAGCUCCGGGACGUUGUAUUAAUUUGUUGGGUAUGGGUACUGUCCGUGCAUGCCAAGCUGGUGUAUACCUUGCGUUUCAAAGCAGCGAGUGCAACUGAAUGCUGCACUGCGGACUACAAACUUGACGGCCACGUGCGUUUAAAACCGCACCGAUUUAAGAUUUUUAAAGGUGUGAUUUUAAUAUUUGAAUGUUUACAUAAUGUACUUUACUCUUGAUUCGUAUUUUUUGUAAGGUACCUCGUAUAAGUUUAAUAAACAUUUUACUGGAA
Messenger RNA from Stegodyphus dumicola, 756 nucleotides. RefSeq lists its product as uncharacterized. The record is from RefSeq and is a predicted model, not a curated record. Lineage: Eukaryota; Metazoa; Arthropoda; Arachnida; Araneae; Eresidae.